GGUAGUUCCGGUUUGUGCUGGGGCUGGAGGGAGGGAAAGUGGGGGAAGUGUGAAGAAGGAGAAAGAGGAGGAGGCGAAGAAGAGGAGCGGCGGCGGUGGCCCUUUUCUCCCUCCGAGGCUGGUGUUGGAGCAGCUGCAGGGGAAAGAAUAGUCAGAAAGGUGUGAAACCAGACAAGAGAUGCAACAUCCUAAAUCAAAGGUAUGUCAGAACACAGCGAGAAUUCCACAACUGUUGAUGGACCUCAUCAGGCUCCCGAAGAAGUCCAGUCUGACUCUGAGGAGUGCUCAAUGGCGCAGGAAUCUCCAAAAAAUUCAGCAGCAGAGAUCUCUGUGACGAGCAAUGGAGAACUUGAGGAUUCACAGGAGCACAACUUUAAUAGGGACUUGAAGCGGUCCUUACCAGCUGGACUUGGUUUGUCUGAAACUCAGAUUACAUCACAUGGCUUUGACAGUACUAAAGAGGGCAUCAUUGAAGCUGGACCUUUUCAAGGUCCCUCAUCACUACCUAUAUCACCUGUUAUAUCACCCAGCAAUGCAGCAGCUAGCAGAUUGGCUGGACAAGGGAGUGAUUUAAUUAUUCCGAAAGGCAAUGUAGGAAUGCAACAAAAAAGUGGACCAGUUGUUCUAGCAGAGGAGACAAAGAAUCCAGCAAUGGAAAAACUAGAGCUUGUAAGAAGAUGGAGUCUGAACACUUACAAGUGUACUCGUCAAAUUAUCUCUGAAAAACUUGGCCGAGGCUCACGAACAGUAGAUCUAGAAUUGGAAGCACAAAUUGAAAUUCUACGGGAUAACAAAAAAAAGUAUGAGAAUGUCUUGAAGCUGGCACAGACCUUGUCAACUCAGCUUUUCCAGAUGGUGCAUACCCAACGACAGCUUGGAGAUGCAUUUGCAGACCUGAGUUUGAAAUCACUAGAACUCCAUGAGGAAUUUGGAUACAAUGCAGAUACUCAGAAACUUCUUGCUAAAAAUGGUGAAACUCUCCUUGGAGCAAUUAAUUUUUUUAUUGCCAGUGUGAACACUUUGGUAAAUAAGACUAUCGAAGACACAUUACUGACUGUGAAGCAAUAUGAAAGUGCCAGGAUUGAAUAUGAUGCUUAUCGCACUGAUCUAGAAGAACUGAAUCUUGGCCCACGUGAUGCAAAUACCUUACCAAAGAUUGAGCAAUCACAACAGUUAUUCCAGAUUCAUAAAGAGAAAUAUGACAAAAUGCGUAGUGAUGUAUCAGUUAAAUUGAAGUUUUUGGAGGAGAACAAGGUCAAAGUAUUGCACAAUCAGCUUGUUCUGUUCCACAAUGCCAUUGCAGCAUAUUUUGCAGGAAAUCAGAAGCAGCUUGAACAGACACUUAAGCUAUUCCAUAUCAAAUUGAAAACGCCUGGAGUAGAUGCUCCAUCCUGGCUUGAAGAUCAGUAAGAGAACUGGGCACAAAGAUCUCUCUAUCAACUGAAGAUCUUGUAUUGCUAAUGAGAAUCAAGGAACUUACAAAGGAGGACUGUUUGUAAUGAUAUUUGCACAAGCAGCUUUAAUUUCUCCCCCCUUGAUAAUGAAUACUGUAGUAAUUUGGGAAGGUGGAUAUAACCAAAUGUAAUUUGUCAUUUUAGUAACAACGUUUUGUAUUUGAGGGUGGAUGGUUUUCUGUAUUACGGAAAUAUAGAUUUGCACUGACAAAUAUGUUUGUGAUUUCUGGUAAUUGUGAUGGCUAUAUGAGAAUUUUUCCAAAGGGAGAUUGAUGCCUAUGAUUUGUAUCAACAUCUGAUAUUUUAUAUAAAUGUAUUAAACAUCUCUAAAGAUUCCUUUUUCAUGUAAUUGUAUUUAAAGAACAAAUAUUUUAGCGUAAUAAUACAGGGCCAUCAAGCAACACCCACAAACUCAGUGCCUGGCUGAUAUGUGGAAUUGCAGCAAAUACCUUUUUAAAAAAUGUUGGGUCUUUCCAUUUGCAUGUUCAGAAACACUAAAUUUUGAAAUAUCAUCUUGGUCUGAACCUUUUAACACACAUUUAACAUUGUAAAGAUAAUAUACUAAGAAAGAAAGCAGAGCUUUGCUCUACUGAUUUAAUUCUUAACUUUCUAUUUUAAAAAAUCAUACCUUUACUUGCCUUAAAUUCAAAAGUGCCUUUUGCAGUUCUUUCUACACAGUGUACAUAAUCUGUAGGAAGCCCUGUUUGGAUUGAUCUCUUCAUAAAGAGAUAGAUAGACUAAGGCCAGUCUGGACCGUGUAUGCUUUUGUUUGAACUUGAGAACAUGUCAGUUGACUAGUGGAAUCUCUGUUUUUCUAAUCAGUAGUUAAUAAAUACACUUUUCCCCCUCUCUUUUCAUAGCCUUUUUAAAAUUCACUGUUCUGGAUCAUCUCUUUUGCACAUUUUCCUGCUUUUUGUGUUUAUAUAAAUGAAGUACAUGAAGUAACUUAUCAUAGCUUAUAUGGAUUGUAUGAUUAUGUAUUAUAUGUUGAAAUACAUUUGGUUGCUUCUUGAAAUUGUUAUGUUUUAGUCUUAAUGUAAAGCAUUUGUCAAGUACAGUACACCUUAAAUCAUUCCUCUUUAUUCCCUUGUGUGAGCUUUGAGUUAUUUUUGCUGUUAGCGUUUCUCUGUUGCAGUUAAUUUUGUUACCAUUCUUCAGAAUGUGUAUCCAUUAUGAAUUGUAUUCAUGUUAAAGAUGUUUGCUGCA
Messenger RNA from Sceloporus undulatus (fence lizard), 2660 nucleotides. It is a transcript of the gene ARFIP1, whose product is annotated as ADP ribosylation factor interacting protein 1. The transcript is spliced from 11 exons. Gene Ontology annotation, cellular component: trans-Golgi network membrane. Gene Ontology annotation, biological process: regulation of Arp2/3 complex-mediated actin nucleation; intracellular protein transport. Lineage: Eukaryota; Metazoa; Chordata; Lepidosauria; Squamata; Phrynosomatidae. The record is from RefSeq and is a predicted model, not a curated record. Gene Ontology annotation, molecular function: phospholipid binding; protein domain specific binding. Bases 202 to 1410 code for a protein of 402 amino acids.